AUGCCGCUCGGAGACAUGAUCGAUGACCCCACAAGCAAUGACGAAUAUGUCGCGCAGCUACUUGCUUCAGAGGCAAAGGACAAAUCGCUGAAAUAUUCCGCGCUUGGGCUUAAAGCGUAUCUUCCUCGUCGCCCGACCGAUCGAGCUCCGAAGCCCAAUACUCGCUUUCUAAAGAACAUUCUAAGAGAUACGGAUACUCACAAUGCGGCGCUGAGGCGCAAGGAAGAAGAGGAUGCUCGAGAACGUAUGCGCAAAUUGCGUGGGGAGCGGUCUCCCCCUUCGCGUCGGGAGCGACGCAGUGACAAGGAUGGGCAUUAUCGAGAUCGGUCGCCUCGCCGGCGGAACACCACAAGUCUCGGUCUGAGCGACAUCGCCGGCGGUAUGAAGAUGAAAGCGAAACGGACCAAGAUCGUGAAAUUUCAAGGUCUCACCGACGACAUCGCGAUGACGAGCGACGCUCAAAAAGACCGCGUCGGGAUUCUUCGAGAUCGCGACAUCGAUCUUCCAGAGACAAGAGGAGUGUGUCACCUCGCCGAUCACGCUCUCCGGGGAUCUCGAGGAGGCAUCGAGAUAGCUACAAGGAAACCGCGCAAAGAUGCGUACAGUUCGGAAAAUGAGUCCGAUCCUCUAGAGGACCUCGUAGGUCCAUUACCGUCGUCUACACGUGACAAAGCAUCCGGCAUUUCUACACGAGGGCGAGGCUCCUAUCGCCAAAAUACAAGCACAAUAGACGCCCACUUCGAGCAUGACUACAACCCUAAACUCGAUGUCGACAUAUCCGACAACGACGAGACCACGUCCUCGAAGCGCUCAACUCGACGCCCCGUUGCAGGUCUCAUGACUCAAGACGAAGACGAAGAUUGGAACAUGGCACUGGAGGCGCUCCGUGACCGAGCAAAUUGGCGACAAAAGGGUGAAGAGCGCCUACGCGCUGCAGGGUUUGAUGAGGGUACCGUUCAACGUUGGAAGGAAGAUCCGGCGUUUGCGAAGGGUGGUUCCAACAAUGAUUCCGAGGGACGGAUUGAGGAUGUGAAAUGGGCGAAGACCGGGGAAGGGAGGGAGUGGGAUCGUGGGAAGGUUUUGAAUGAGCAUGGGCAUUAUGAUGUUAAGGGGCAGUGGUAA
Molecule: messenger RNA, 1122 nt
Organism: Talaromyces amestolkiae
Lineage: Eukaryota; Fungi; Ascomycota; Eurotiomycetes; Eurotiales; Trichocomaceae
Exons: 4
Coding region: 1-1122 (373 amino acids)
Source: RefSeq, a predicted model, not a curated record